UUUUCCCGUCCCGAACUUGAAGGAUUUGGGUCCCGAUUCCAUUUGAUGAGCUCAGGGCAUGGUAUGUUUUAUUUGAAGUUGUAUAUUUGCGGUAUUGAUAGGUAAUUGCUAGUACUUUCCAGAUGUCCGCAUUUUCAAGGGGGUGUAUGAAAUUACAUUCCAUGAGCUUAAACUCAUCCCGAACCUUCCUCUUCACAACCCAAAAGUCAUGUCCAAAUCUUCGAUUCUUUACCUCGACAUCAUUAUGUCGCUCCACAGCGAGGAAGCCAAUGGCACUGCCAACAUUGAAGGCAAAGUCAAAACCAAAGCCUCAGCAAAAACCUCAGCUUAAUGUCAAACUGAAGGUCGCAACACAAAUCCAGCCUCCUGCAUUACUUGCCGCAGAACCACCAUUGCGCUCUCCAAAACCCCUCAAUUAUCACAGUUAUGCCGAUAUCUUGGCUGCAAAACCACAUACCACAAUCCUCUACCAAGCACCAUCACAUACCGGAUACAUAGUAACCUCUUACUUAGCUGGAACCUUUCUCCUUGGGUUCGCCGGACUCACUUGUACGUUUUCCUAAUCCAUUGGGACCCGACAUUUACCCCUCCAGAAGCCCCCGCUAACCUCUCCUCUUCCCAUAUAGUCUGGAAUAACUACGUUCACAUCCCUGCCGACAUUGGCGUAUGGGUCCCCUAUGCUUUCGCUGGCAUAUCCUUUCUCCUAGCUGCUUGUGGAGGCUACGUCAUACUGUCUCCCGCCGGUCUUAUAAAAUCUAUAACCGCCGUCCCUGCCAAAUUAUGUGCUCAUCCUCCAAAAGUUGAUGCACCGCUCUAUGUAGAAAUUGCUCUUAAAAAGGUCAUUCCUAUUCCAUUUAUGCCUCCGCGCAUCCUAACUCUGUCACCCUCUUCCCUCCAUCUUACAAGUCAUCUCUAUCACGCCAGAACUCCCGCCGAGGAAAGGGCAUGGAAUAAGCUAGUCGAAGAAAAGAGAAGGGAGUUAGCGGAAUAUGAUAAAACGCAUAUCAUUGGAAGAGGAACACGGAAGAUUUCAGUGGGUAUAUUUGAGUUAGUUAGGGCAUUUGGGAGAUGCUGGACUAGGGAUGGAUUUAUACCAGUACGGGUUACCGAGAGAGGAAUGGGAAGAGUGUUGAAGUUAGAUGGAGAGGCAGGGUGGGCACAGGAUGGAGGAAGGGCCUUGGAGAAGAUUAUAAAAGUUCAAGACUCUAAGAGAGUGGGGUUUUAGAUCCAUGUGGUAUUAGGGGAGGAAUAACCGAGAAGUCGCUUCGCUUAGGAAAUCAGGCGAAUAGCUAUGGAGGUAUUUGUACAUACAAUACAAAACUAUCACCAGUAUACCAACAUUUGAGCAAGAGAUUGUGAUUUACUAUACGACUAUCAUCUCUUGAUCAAAUAUUCAUGCUCGUGUCAACUCCAAAAGCAGUCAUAUGAAAACUUCGAGUUGAACUUUACAACACAUUUUGAGCACUCAG
This is a messenger RNA of Sclerotinia trifoliorum, 1469 nucleotides long. Lineage: Eukaryota; Fungi; Ascomycota; Leotiomycetes; Helotiales; Sclerotiniaceae. The record is from the annotation of a GenBank genome assembly.